AUGACUUCAAUUUUACGUUCUAUAGUAUUGACAUGUGUGGUGCUAUGUUGUUGUUCAUGGCAGUUUCUGUCGGAAAAUCGAAAAACUCAUUGGGAGCUGAGGAAUGACCCUAAUUUUGGACCUUAUUAUGGACAACCUGAACAAAUUCAUCUUUCUUAUGGAGGUAACAAUAUUAAAGAUGAUUUACAUUUGUUUCACAGUAUCUUGUUUUAUAGCUUUGUUUUAUUCUUAUCGUAGUUUCUUUUGCUAUCUUGUAUAUGUUUUAGCGCUACGGUAGGUUAACUUAUCGCCAGUCUGGUCUUUUUAUUGGUAUAUAUCGUCCCUCCUUCUUCUCACUCUUAAAACCUUCAAUUGUUUUCAAAUUUCACUGUAUUAACAAGUAGUUUAAGGCACACCAGACAAGUUAUAUGUAACCUGGGUGACAUUUGAUGACACAAAGACGUCUGAAGUGGUUUAUGGUGAAAAUAUGGAUCUGAAAACGGUUUACAAGGCAAAGAUCACACGAUUUGUGGAUGGCGGAAAGAAGAAACGCGUGCGAUACAUUCAUCGUGCUGUGAUUAGUGGUAUUCAGCCUGGAGUACGAUGCUGUAAGCUUACAAGUUUUAUCAAAUGUAAUUUUUUUAAAAUUAAAAGGAUUUUAGGCCUAGAAAUAGACUUUAAGCCUAACAAAGCGAUUUUAAACAUAAAAAGAAAUUUUAAGCCUGAAAAACCAUUUUAUGUAAGCCUAAAAAUAGAUUUUAAGCCUAAAACUAAAUUUUAAGCCUAAAAAUAAAUUUAGAACUUAAAAACAAUUAUAAGCCUAAAAAUAGAUUUUAAACUCUGUAUUAUAGACUACCGAGUGGGUUCAGACUACGGCUGGAGCAGUAUCUACACGUUCGUAGGCUUGAAAGAACGUCAAGACGGGGGAUAUCGGAUAGCUUUGUAUGGUGAUAUGGGUAAUAUAAAUGCUCGAUCGUUAGGAAAAAUUCAGCGAUUAACUCAAAAUGGAGCUUUUGAUAUGAUUAUUCACAAUGGUACGUUACGUUUUGUAAAAAAAGUUCUUGCCAUUUUUAACUUUGUAAAGAAAGUUCUUGCCAUUUUUGUUUUGUAAAGAAAGUUUUUGCCAUUUUUUAGUUUGUAAAGAAAGUUUUUGCUAUUUUAUCUUUUUUUAAAGUACUUAUCUUCAGGUGAUUUUGCCUAUAACAUGUUUACCGAUGAAGGUACAUUUGGAGAUGAAUUUAUGCGCCAAGUCGAACCGGCCGCCUCGUAUGUCCCAUAUAUGACAAGUGUGGGUAAUCACGAGCAAGCCUACAAUUUUUCACAUUAUGUCCAACGAUUUACCAUGCCCAACACUGAUCACAACCUUUUUUACAGUUUUGAUUUGGGAAAAGUGCAUUUCGUCGCUAUUUCAACGGAAUUUUACUUCUACGGUAAACAGUACGGUAACCAGUCGAUUGAGACGCAAUUUAAUUGGUUGAUUGAGGAUUUAAAGGUAUGUACAGACGUAUAUUAUAAAUUAGUAGCAAGACCAUACUGCUUUAAGUAGAUAUUCCAUACUCUAUUAUGUUAGAGCAUGAUAGUGUAUGGUAUGUUAGGGUACAAUAAUAAAUUAAAACUUUGGUUUUAGAAAGCCCAGACGAACCGUAAAGAAAUACCAUGGAUAAUUGUGUUUGGCCACAGAUCAAUGUACUGUACUGAUCUACAGGGUGAUGAAUGUCGUCGAGAACAUGAGUAAGUAAAAUGGCAAGAAUUUUCUUUAAAAAACGAAAAAUGGCAAAAACUUUCUUUACAAAACAAAAAAUGCCAAGAACUUUCUUUACGAAACGAAAAAUGCCAAAAUCUUUCUUUACAUAGAACAGCAUAACUAUUUUUACAGUGUAAUUCGAGAAGGUGUUGACGAAAAGGGUAGUUACGGGCUAGAAAAACUCUUCUACGACAAUGGUGUAGACGUCUAUUUUGGCGCACAUGAACAUAAUUACGAACGAUUUUACCCAAUUUAUCAAUUUCAAGUUCUUAAUGGCACCAGUAGCCCUUAUACCAAUCCAAAGGCACCAGUACAUAUUGUUUCUGGUUCAGCCGGCUGUCAGGAAGGAAUCAACUCGUUUCCAAAAAACCCGGCUUAUUAUAGCGCUGCCAGAUUGGCUAACUAUGGUUUUAGUCAGUUUCAAGUCUAUAAUGACACUCACAUGUAUUUGGAACAGGUCUCAGCGUUUUCGGUAAAGUUACCAUAACAUUAUAUUAUGCUUGACAGAAAAAUUGUGUAAAACCUUAUUAAAGUUAAACUGUAUUGAAAAUAAGGUAUUUUCAUAAAUCUAUGACGGUGUUCUGUAUUUCAGGACAAAGUAGAAGACUCUGUAUGGAUAAUCAAGGAUUCACAUAAACCAUUCAACCAAUUUUAAAACCUGAAAUAUCAAAUAGCUGAAGACAAAAACUUUUAAUUGAUUUUGUUUGUACAUACAUUAUUAACAAUAGUAUAACAUUAUUUUUUACUAAUAAACUGAUUUCAUGUCGUUUUCAAUUAGAAAGACGGUUCACAUAUGUAUUAUGUAGGUCACGACACGAAACCUAUUAGAUGCUAAAAUAUUGGCUUAAUGCUUUUUUGAGAGAAAAAAUGUUAAAAACAAGAAAUCAGGAGAUGUCUUUGUUACACCAAUGUUUUGUUGAUUAAUAUAUUACUAUCAUACGCAAAUGUUGCGGAUAAAAUACUACUACGAUAUUCUGUGUCCAUAUUCAUGGCUUGGAUUUCAGGUAAUGUGCUUUUCUUUAUGUUUUUCUUUGUUUAGAGUGUUCUGAAAGGUUAAUAAGAUAAGUAAAAGAGUUAACUCAAAAGUUUAGUUGAUAGUAAGGAUGAAUAUUGAUUUGAUUUAGAUUUUGGCACAAAAAACGUCGACUUUAAGAGAGAUUGGAGACUGCAGCAUUGAUUACAUUCCUCAUAUGUGGCCUAAAGUGUAUAAAACUGUUGGUAAGUGGAUUUUUUUAAAUUCAAAAUUUGAAGCUGAUUAAGUUAAACGUUAGAUCUUUAAGAAUGUAAAUUUUUAUGAUUUACUUUCUUAUACUAGGUAUCUCUAUGGUUUUCUUUAAGCAAGUCACAUAACGUCCGAUAUAUCCAAAGCUCAAUAUAAUUACGUCCAGAAAGAUCUGAGGGACAUUUGUGAAUAUUAUGAUCUGCCUGUGGGCAAGUUUGAAGUAAGUUUUUUUUAUUUUUUCUUGUGUUCGAUGUUUAGGUGUCAUGCAGGGACGUAGUUUGGAGGAGGGGGGGAGGGGGGUACCCUCUCCCCAGAGCCGAUCCGAAAAAAAACUGCACAGGUAAGGUACCUGUACGCGAAAAAACGAAAAAGAAAAUUUUUGAAAAAUCGGUCCACAGGUCCCUCCCUACCUGUGGACGAAAAAUUUUUUUUCGACCUUCCCCUCCCCCAGAGAAAAUCCGUAGCGACGUCCCUGGUGUCAUGGAUAACACAUUUUAAAAAGAACUUGCGAAUGUGAUAUAAUAAAAUUCUGUAACGUUGAAAAUAUCAUUAAUAGGUUCAAAGAAAUCUAUACCAAUUUUUUAAAAUUUUCAUUUUAGAAAAUGUACACCUUGAAGAACAGAAGCAAUACUUGUAUUUGGUUUCUUAACUUGGUCAAAGAUGAACAUCCUGGGCUGCACAAGACGUUUAUGGAGAAGUUUUGGGAGCGAAUAUUUCUAGAAGAUAAGACGGUAAAUGGUACAAAUGAUAUACUGGAUGUAUGUAACCAGUUAAACCUUCCGUUCACUGUAUCACAACGACUUUGUAUGAGGACGGAAAGUCGGCCGAAUGUUCAAAGAAUCGUCAAGAACCGAGAAUAUCUGGAAGAAAUCAAAGCUAUUGGGUCUCCAUGGAUUGAAGUGAAGGUUAACAACAUGGAUCUCAGCUUUUAUGACGUUAUGCGAUUGGAAUUGAUAGAGGAAAUCUUCAAAGACCCAGCUUUAGUGCCCAAUAACGACAGAUUUGCUCGAAUUUCAGCGUUUUAG
This is a messenger RNA of Bursaphelenchus okinawaensis, 3970 nucleotides long. Lineage: Eukaryota; Metazoa; Nematoda; Chromadorea; Rhabditida; Aphelenchoididae. The record is from the annotation of a GenBank genome assembly.